This is a messenger RNA of Arabidopsis lyrata subsp. lyrata, 821 nucleotides long. RefSeq lists its product as uncharacterized. Gene Ontology annotation, biological process: telomere maintenance; DNA repair. The annotation marks the transcript as partial. NCBI's taxonomy places the organism in Eukaryota, Viridiplantae, Streptophyta, Magnoliopsida, Brassicales, Brassicaceae. The record is from RefSeq and is a predicted model, not a curated record. Gene Ontology annotation, molecular function: DNA helicase activity. The transcript has a single exon.
GAUACAACCGUGAUGGUAAAUUGACAGAAAAGCAUGCAGAGUGGAUACAUAUGCUAACUCCUGAGCAGAGAGGUAUCUACAAUGAGAUUACUGGUGCUGUUUUCAAUAAUUUAGGAGGAGUGUUUUUUGUUUAUGGAAUUGGAAGAACUGGUAAAACGUUUGUUUGGAAGACACUAUCAGCUGCGAUUAGAUCUAGAGGACAUAUCGUUUUUAAUGUCACCUCAAGUGGCAUUGCUUCAUUGUUGUUAGAAGGAGGUAGGACUGCACAUUCUAGGUUUUCAAUCCCACUGACUCCUGAUGAGUUUUCAGUUUGCAAGAUCCAGCCUAAAUCUGACCUAGCAGAUCUGAUCAAAGAAGCAUUUCUAAUUACAUGGGAUGAAGCUCCAAUGAUGACCAAGUUUUGCUUCGAAGCUUUAGACAAAAGCUUCUGCGAUAUUAUGAAAAAUGUCAACAACAAGGUUUUUGGAGGUAAGGUUGUUGUUUUUGGUGGUGAUUUCAGGCAAGUUCUUCCUGUAAUUCCCGGUGCAGGUAGAGCAGAAAUAGUGAUGUCAUCUCUAAAUGCUUCGUAUCUCUGGUAUCACUGCAAGGUCUUGAAGUUGACUAAGAACAUGAGACUAUUACCAAACAAUUUAAGUCCUGUAGAAGCUAAAGAGAUCCAAGAGUUUUCUGAUUGGUUAUUGGCUGUUGGAGAUGGUAGAAUUAAUGAGCCUAAUGAUGGAGAAGCGCUAAUAGAUAUUCCAGAUGAUUUGUUGAUUACAGAAGCAGAAAAUCCAAUAGAAGCUAUUACUUGGAAAAUUUAUGGAGAUCCAACAAAACUCCAC